CCGUCCGGGACAGCCAUUUUGACUUCCCGACCUUGGACUCUGACGGCUGUCAACCGUCCACCCGGUGCGGUCAUGUCUGCGCUGACGCCGCUGCUGCUGAGAGGCCUAACGGGCCCGGCCCGGCGGCUCCUGGUGCCGCGUGCCCAGGUCCAUUCCAAGCCUCCGCGGGAGCAGCUCGGGACCAUGGAUCUCGCCAUUGGGCUCACCUCCUGCUUCCUGUGCAUCCUCCUGCCGGCCGGCUGGGUCUUGUCUCACCUGGAGAGCUACAAGAAGCGGGAGUGAGGGGGCUGCCCUCUCCCUCACCCUGGGACCCGACCACCCUGCCCGUCCUGAUGGUGCCCGCUGCAUUCCCGGCUCGUGUCCCCAGAGCCCAUCCUUC
Messenger RNA from Artibeus jamaicensis (Jamaican fruit-eating bat), 379 nucleotides. RefSeq names its product cytochrome c oxidase subunit 8A, mitochondrial. Gene Ontology annotation, biological process: mitochondrial electron transport, cytochrome c to oxygen. The coding region runs from base 73 to 282 and encodes 69 amino acids. Gene Ontology annotation, cellular component: mitochondrion. The transcript has 2 exons. Lineage: Eukaryota; Metazoa; Chordata; Mammalia; Chiroptera; Phyllostomidae. The record is from RefSeq and is a predicted model, not a curated record.